UUAAAGAUUUUGGUAUGAUUGCCAUUCACGCAAGCCCAAGCCAAGCUGUGAAGGAAAUAAACGCCCUUCUGAAAGUCUAUGACGUCACUAAGAAGCACUGGGGACUUGAGGACAUCAUCAUUGCGGGGGAUUUCAACGCCGACGGCGACUACGUCGGCAACAGCGACUGGGAGAACAUCUCGCUGCGGAGUGAUCGGCGCUUCGUCUGGCUUAUCGACGACAACGCCGACACGACGGUCGGCAGCACCGACUACAGCUAUGACAGAUUUGUCGUUGCUGGUAAAAAGCUGAAAAAAGCUAUUGUGCCUGGAAGUACUAAAGUGUUUAAAUUUGAUGACGAGUUUCAACUGACAUACGAACAGGCACAAAGUGUGAGCGACCACUACCCUAUUGAACUGGAGCUGUCAGGGGAAGUGAACUCUAAAUUACAGCGAUACGUUGAUUCCGAUAUCGCCAUCACCGUGAAGCAACAGUCGGACGUAGCCAGCGUGAACCGGGUCCGACAGAUCUACCGGUCAGGGGCCCGUAGGGGCUACGACUGCCUGGUCAAGAAGGUCAAGACGUCCAUGCUAGAGGUUGUUGCGUCAAAGUAUGACGUCACCGACGUCGUUAAAUCCCUUCGGAAAUUCCAGAGGGCUUUCCCGCAAGUGUUACUCGACGAAACGAUCGCAGUUGUCUCCGCUUACCUCAGAUCGGAUAUGUUUAGCAAGCCACCUUAUAUCUACGGGUUGAUGACUAAAAAUAGAUCGUCCACGUUUGACGUCACGGUCACGUGUCGGCUGCAGCAGCCACUCACGUGCUGCGUUACUGUGAAGAAGAAAAUUAGUUAAUGGAGUUAUUGUAUAGAGACUCGAGCUUUUGCCCGAAUUAAAACGAAAACGCUC
Molecule: messenger RNA, 884 nt
Organism: Gigantopelta aegis
Lineage: Eukaryota; Metazoa; Mollusca; Gastropoda; Neomphalida; Peltospiridae
Product: deoxyribonuclease gamma-like
Exons: 5
Coding region: 15-830 (271 amino acids)
Biological process (GO): DNA catabolic process
Cellular component (GO): nucleus
Molecular function (GO): DNA nuclease activity
Source: RefSeq, a predicted model, not a curated record